AUGCCGAAAGAAGAAGUGAAGGAAAACAGAGAACAAGUAGCGGCAGCGAGUGAAAGAGAUGCUGGUAACGGCGGCGCAGGAGGUGCGGGCGAAAAUGACGGCUUCGAUGAGUGCCCGGAUUUGACGCCCGAAAUACUUAAAAACAUUGCUGAGGCUAGUCUUCUCAGACCCGCGCCACAACUAGGCGGUCGUGGAUUCGAAAAAACCCAGCCACCGUAUGAUACAGUCUUAAUCUGCACAUGGCAUCAUAUUCUAACAACGGCACUUAUCGCAAAAACGCUUGUCCCGCAGUGGUCCGUUGGUAAUCAGAUUCUGAAUCCAGCAGCAUGA
This is a messenger RNA of Gongylonema pulchrum, 330 nucleotides long. Lineage: Eukaryota; Metazoa; Nematoda; Chromadorea; Rhabditida; Gongylonematidae. The record is from the annotation of a GenBank genome assembly.